Molecule: messenger RNA, 3079 nt
Organism: Salvelinus namaycush (lake trout)
Lineage: Eukaryota; Metazoa; Chordata; Actinopteri; Salmoniformes; Salmonidae
Product: cyclin-dependent kinase 19-like
Exons: 13
Coding region: 109-1563 (484 amino acids)
Biological process (GO): protein phosphorylation
Cellular component (GO): cytosol; nucleus; mediator complex
Molecular function (GO): RNA polymerase II CTD heptapeptide repeat kinase activity; cyclin-dependent protein serine/threonine kinase activity; ATP binding
Source: RefSeq, a predicted model, not a curated record
CCCAAACAAGGAAAUGGUGGGGGAAUAAAACGACCAUAUUAUUUAAUUAAUGCAUGUUAUAAUUAAUAUUUUAUUUUAUUGUAAAUUAAGAAAUAUUUAUGUGUUAAAAUGGAUUACGACUUCAAAACAAAGCUCGCAGCCGAACGAGAGAAAGUAGAAGAUCUGUUCGAAUAUGAAGGUUGCAAAGUGGGUCGAGGCACCUACGGGCACGUUUAUAAAGCUAAGCGCAAAGACGGGGAAGAUGAGAAGGAAUAUGCACUGAAACAAAUUGAAGGCACUGGAAUAUCGAUGUCUGCUUGCAGGGAAAUCGCUCUGUUACGAGAACUGAAACACCCCAACGUGAUCGCCCUGCAGAAAGUGUUCCUGUCUCACAGUGACAGAAAGGUGUGGCUCCUCUUUGACUAUGCUGAGCACGACCUCUGGCACAUCAUCAAGUUCCACCGUGCCUCCAAGGCCAAUAAAAAGCCCAUGCAGCUGCCGAGAGGCAUGGUCAAGUCUCUCCUAUAUCAGAUUCUGGACGGGAUCCAUUACCUCCAUGCCAACUGGGUGCUUCACAGGGAUCUGAAACCAGCCAACAUUCUGGUUAUGGGGGAGGGCUCAGAACGAGGGCGAGUGAAAAUCGCUGACAUGGGCUUCGCCAGACUCUUCAACUCUCCUCUCAAACCCCUGGCAGACCUUGACCCCGUCGUGGUGACAUUCUGGUACAGGGCCCCUGAGCUUCUGCUAGGGGCCAGACAUUACACCAAAGCAAUCGACAUUUGGGCGAUUGGCUGCAUCUUUGCGGAGCUGCUGACAUCGGAGCCCAUAUUCCACUGUCGCCAGGAGGACAUUAAGACCAGUAACCCCUUCCACCACGACCAGCUGGACAGGAUAUUCAGUGUCAUGGGCUUCCCAGCAGAUAAAGAUUGGGAGGACAUCAGGAAGAUGCCAGAGUACCCCACCCUUCAGAAAGACUUCAGGAGAACGACGUAUGCAAAUAGCAGUCUAAUCAAAUACAUGGAGAAGCAUAAAGUCAAACCUGACAGCAAGGUUUUCCUGUUGCUCCAGAAACUCCUUACAAUGGACCCCACUAAAAGGAUUACGUCUGAACAGGCACUACAGGACCCAUAUUUCCUGGAGGAUCCCUUACCAACCUCAGAUGUAUUUGCCGGAUGUCAGAUACCUUACCCAAAACGAGAGUUUCUAAACGAAGAUGAGCCAGAUGAGAAAACAGAGAAGAACCAGGUCCAACAGCACCAGCAGACGACAGCCCAGGCCCAGGCCCAGCAGCAGAGUGGCACCCAGCAGGCUUCUAACCAGCAGAGCUCCACCCAGACCAACGGCAAUGCAGGGGCCACUGGACCCAACGCCGGGGGAGGCCUCCAGCACGGCCAGGACCAGGGGCCCCCCAACAAGAAAUCUCGCACCGGGCCCUCAGGAGCCUCCUCAGGCACUGGGAUCCACCAGCACUCCAGCUCCCGCCUUGGUUACCAAAGCAACGUCCAAGGUUCCACUCAGUCCCAGGGAUACUCGUCGUCAUCCCAGCAGAGCUCACAGUACUCACACCAGUCACACCGCUACUGAGGCUCUUAGAACAGGCCAGGGGCCUCUCCCAAACCAACCCUCGACCAAAAACAAACCUUAGCAUAACCUCUCACCUCCCUCUGGCCAAGGUAUUACUGACUCCUCAUCCUGAUCAGAUCUCAUUAUGUGUCAGAUAAUUCCAACAACACAACAAUCACUCAUUAUCCGCCUUCAUGUCAGCCCUACUACACUGACUAACCCUGGCCUCACUUCCACCCAAUGUCCUCACACUUACCCACCCGAGAGUAAUAUGAAGGCCAACUCAACAUAGGAACCAAAAACAAACCCUGCCUCCUUGAGGGGUAGGACAAGAUUUUUUAUCAUCAUCAAGUGACAAAAUCGAUUGAUACUAGAUUAUAAGAAGGAAACACGUCAGGUGCAACUGACUACACACGCCUACUACACAAAGACUAUGAACCAUGACACUUACAAAAAACAUGUUCUUCAAGAGGAAGAAUUGCAGCUCUGUUCAUAUAUAAAUAUAUACUAUAUACUACCUUUUUUUCUUUGUUUAACAAGAGACUUGUUUUUGCUCGUUUUUUAUGUAGAGUUUGUUUACUUUGAUUGUGGAUGUUUUUGUAAAUAUUGUUCGAUAUAGAAGAAGAUGGGAUGAAACAGGAAAAUAGCCCUUUACUGUCAUCACUUUUCUUCACUGUACAGUUGUUUACCCUGGAUAUCUUUUACAUCCAGAUCGAAGCAAAAGGAAGAAAAUGAGCCAAUCCUUUCCUGAUGACAAAAGAUCUUCUUCUGAGAUCUUCCCCUUGGCUUGGAAAUACAUUUGUACAGAAGAAAGUUAGCUCUUAAGCUGAUGUGAUUGCAGGGAAUUACGAAAUACACUAUUUUAUCUUAAUCUUGUUAUAAAAACGUUUGUUUUCUAAUUUUAAGCCUUUUGUUUUUCUAGAUUUGUAGUCUGAAAGUCUGCAUUGGAAGGAACCGUUUAUCAGCCUUUCUUCAGUCUGCAGCAAGUUAUGUAAGCAUCUCUAGGUACCCCAUGUCGCCUGACCGAUAACAACUACCAAGCUACUGUUUUACUAUGAGUCAUGUACAUCAAGGAAACAUUUGUUGGUGAAUCUGAAUGUUCUCCUUUCUGGCCAGAGGUGUUUGAGUGUGUGUGAGAUGCUUGUUGUGGACACCUUGGGUUGACAGGUCUUACCAUGGACACAGACGUCACUGAAGGUGUGCGUCAUCAUCAUAUACUGCAGCUAAUCAUAUACUGCAGCUAAAGCUGUAUGUUCCUGAGACAGUUACUGCCUGAUAGUUUUUUAUUUUCCAUGUAUUUUUCUAGCUUUUAAUGUUUCGUUAUUGCCCUUUACAUGUGCAGUUUGUAUUUCCUCUUAUUCAGUCAAAGGACUGCACUGUUGAACAGCUCUGCAAAGACCUGGAACAAAUCUGGGAAGUCUUGCGCCCCAGCCUCUUCAACUCCACACCCCUGGUAUUAACCCAGGUAGAAAAAAUGGUUUCUUAUAGUACUUAUCCUGUGAACUAGUUGACUGGAUCUGCACUGUGUGUGUGUGUG